CGCUCACCAUCCACAAUGGCUGAGGUGACCACGGUCCCCGCUGAGACGCCGGAUCCCUUUAAUGAGUUCGGGGACUACCACAACUGGACCCAGCUGCUCCAAUACCUGAACUACACCUUCACCUUCUGCGACACCCAUCUGGACGAGAACAUCAAGCGGGUGAUGCUCUUCAUCCUCUACUUGGUCAUCUUCGUGGUGGGGCUGGUGGAAAACAUUCUCGUCAUCUGGGUCAACUGGCACACCUGGGGCAACAAAAACCUGGUCAACCUCUAUAUCCUCAACAUGGCCAUCGCCGACUUAGGGGUGCUGUUAUCCCUGCCCAUCUGGAUGCUGGAGGCCAUGCUCGACUACACCUGGCUCUGGGGCAGCUUCCUGUGCCGCUUCACCCACUACUUCUACUUCGCCAACAUGUACAGCAGUAUCUUCUUCCUGAGCUGCCUCAGCGUGGACCGCUACGUCUCCUUGACAACGGCAUCCCACUUCUGGCACCAGCAUCAGCACCGGGCACGCCGCCUCCUCUGCUUCGGCAUCUGGGUCUUCGCCGCCCUCCUCCCCUUCCUGGAGGUGGCCCACACACAGCUGGUGGACUCGGUGGAGCCCAUGUGCAUCUUCCUGGCCCCCUUCGAGACCUAUGAUGAGUGGGCCCUGGGCAUCAGCUUAGCCACCACCAUCAUUGGGUUCCUCAUCCCCUUCUCCAUCAUCGCGGUCUUUAACAUACUGACGGCCAGGUACAUCAAGCACUCCAAGCCGGAAAGCAGGAAGCACUGCCUCCUGAUCUACGCCUACAUCGUCGUGUUCCUAGUAUGCUGGCUGCCCUACCACGUCACGUUGACCCUCCUGACCCUCGACGGUAGCCACUUCAUUUACAGCUGCAACGUUGCCAACUUCCUCUACUUCUUCUACGACAUCAUAGACUGUUUCAGCAUGUUCCAUUGCGUGGCCAACCCCAUCCUCUACAACUUCCUGAGCAAGAACUUCCGCGGCAAACUCAUCUCGGCUGUGGUGAAGUACAUCCCCAAAGACCAAAUCAACCAGAAAGGCGGGGACAAUUCCUCUUCCAGCACCCAGCACUCUAUAGUCAUUACCAAAGACAACAUCCCACCUAAUUAAACAGCCACCGGGCUCUCCACCCAUUGCUGGCAGCUGGUCCCAGGGGUGGCCGGCUUCCUAAAUCAGACCCCCCAAAAGAUUUCUUCCCCCGGCAAUAAGGCAAGACACUUUGCUUUUUGAUGGCGUUUUCUCCUUGCCACCCACGGCUCUGAAAGCUGGAGGGAGGGUAGAAAUGAGAUGCUGUGGGGAGCGGCAGAUGUUUUGCCUCUGACGUGCUCCUGUAUCAAAUCUAUUUAGCUAAAGAAACAGAGAGGAAGAGAUGUCCUAUUUUUCAAAGAAAUGCUCAUUGGUUUAUUACUAGCGAUUAUUCUGGCUACCCAGGGACCUCAACGCAAAUCCGGCCGCUUUGCUCUCCAGCGCCAGCUAAGCAGGAGUUGGAACAAGCAACGUUUUGCCACCAGCUUUUCCGCGACGCCUGCCUUUUGCUUGCCGAUGUGCUCCGGGUUUCCCACACCUGGAAGAGACCAGGCGUUAAGCCGCCUCUUUCAUUGAACCAUCUAGCUCAGAAAAAAGGGGUGGAAUUCUUUUCCUUCGGAACACAAAUUGAUCAAUUCGCAGCCCCUGGCGAGAAAGAGGAGGGGCUGACCUCGCAAGGUGAAGCCAAAGGGAGUGGGAGCCACUCAGCACGAAGCAGGGGAAGAGCAUGUUGGCGCCAAUAGGAAACGGCUUUUGGAGAGCAAUAUUGCAACCACAGAGGGAAAGAAGCAGGGAGGAUUAAGGCCGCAGUCCACUGUACAGACGUGUUUCCCGAAGGCUUUGUCUACAUUACCACUUUUGUCGGUCAGAAGUGUGAAAAAAA
Terrapene triunguis (Three-toed box turtle) is the source of this 1909-nucleotide messenger RNA. RefSeq names its product G protein-coupled receptor 182 (gene ACKR5). Bases 16 to 1110 code for a protein of 364 amino acids. The record is from RefSeq and is a predicted model, not a curated record. The transcript has a single exon. Gene Ontology annotation, biological process: G protein-coupled receptor signaling pathway. Gene Ontology annotation, cellular component: membrane. Lineage: Eukaryota; Metazoa; Chordata; Testudines; Emydidae. Gene Ontology annotation, molecular function: G protein-coupled receptor activity.